AUGUCGCCAGUAGUCCAUACACAUGUACGUGAAUCUUCAUCCUGUUACAGUUUCAACUUCCUUCAGAAAUCCUUUGUAAAGGAGAAUGAUGUUCGCGCCACUAGUCAUAUAGUGUUUAGCAAGGUAAUGGGGGUUUCUGUAUCCUGUGUUCUAAUGGGUGAUAGAUUUGUCCCUGCUAUGUGUGGUCCGCUGGUGCGAGUGCUGGUACCUGGGUGCUUCAGUGCGCGGUUGUCUUGGGUGGGUACGCUCGAUGAUAGAAGUCCUGGCAUCGUCGUGCGGCUCGUGUCUGCAGCUCGUCCUGAGAAGGGCUCCUGUCGGGAUCCUGAUCCCCCGCUCCCGAGAAAAGAACGUUCCCCCCCUCCACAUUGCAUCGCCCGCGCCACAACAGUGUCAGGGGGAAGAUUAGGAUCUGCGUCCUCUGGUGAGACAAGGGCCGGUAAGGGUGACCUCGUGGGUAUGUGUUACAGAAGAAGGGGUGGAGUCCUAUCCCCUGAACACUGUUGGUGGGCCGGGGAUGCAUGGAGGGCUGGGGGGGCAUCAGUCCCCGACCAGGAUGCCCUUCCAGUACGAGCUGCAGCACGAGGCGCAGUACGAUGCCAGACUCUAUCGGGCGUACCCACCCAACAACCGGGCAUGAAGCACCCAGACUCGUCAAGUGUUGGCAGUGAUGAAGACGCGUACGACGAGUGUUCCAAGCCGCCACCAAGGUACAAUUACAAUGCACUCCGAGCCCAGCACUAUGACCAGUACAGGCCCGCCAACACUUCAAACACUACCUCUCCAUUAGGCUACCCAGUCAGCAUGUAUGGACACUCUGGAACACCAUCUGUUUACAACGCAUCGACAUACAAGUAUGAUAGUGGUUUUGUCACCAACAAGGAAGAGAUUUACUCUGGCUCCAAGAGCAUGUAUGCCAAGUCUCCUCCUCUGCCACGCUCCUCGUCCCUCAAUCGAUCCCAAUCUGUCUACACCAAGCCACCGCCUCCCCGCAUGGAUAACUACUCAAGGAACCUUGCUCAGUCUCAGAACUUGUGCCCGAAGUCUCCUGCAACUUUCACAGCUCCGUCCCACAGUGAGAGCAUGUACAAGAAUAACCCACGCCAGGACUCCCUUUACAUCACCAGCAAGUCAGGCAUUGUGAAACCUGAGCCUGUGUACGGGACAGCCGCCUACAACAAGCAGCAUGACUCGGGUGAUUCCAACUACUCAACCUACCGUGGCUCUACGGGCUACAGCUCCUCACGCUCCUCCAACCCUGGUCCCCCCAUCCCCAUGAGCCGCACCCGUCAAGACAACCUCACACCUAACUCAAAUGUCUCGGCACAUUCUGGACUCGUGACGCCUAACUCUGUGGCUUCGUGCUACUCUCCUAACCCGCAGUACUGAACUGGACUUACUCACCAAGCACAAGGAAGAACUCUCAAAUAUCACUAGCUGUAAUACACUAAUAAACUGAUAUUUUUUGGCUACAGACUACUACUCAAAAAGAUCAAAAAGAAAGAAAAAAAAAUAGUAUAGAAUUUCCCUAUAAUAUUGUAGAAUGAUUAGUGGUUUUUGAAGUUCAUGGUACUGGUAUUAUCCUUUAGAAAUAUAAUUCCACUUUGGCACUUUGAGAUUGAACAAGAAAACAGUCUGAUUCUUACACAUUUGUGAAUCCUUCAUAAGUUUUUACUUUUGGGACUUAAGUUGCUUAAACUAGUUCACAAUUUUCAGAGCAAUAUUAAGGAUUUAACUUUCAUUUAAGCCAUUAACUCAGGAUUGUGAAAGUUUCUUGUAUUGUUGUCGUAAAUUUUCCCCCUAGUUUGUUUUUACAGUCACCAAUUAAAAUGUUAAUUUUUUACCAGUCAACCUCUAUCUGCAGGUGAAUUGACAUACAGUAUUCUGAGACUGUAUACCUGUAUGUACUUUUGAAAGGUUAAAACAUCUCCCACUCUCAGUGAGACGUGUUCCAAACUGGAGCGUGUUUUUAAUGGGAGUGCCUGGUGCAUGUUUAUCUUGUGUGUUGAUGCAAAUAUAAGUCCUUUGUGUAAGUCUUUGUGAUACUGUAAUUGGUUGACGUUGUUGUGACUUCAAUAUAUUUUGUGAAAUCAGUGUGGAAGUAGCUUAUCAAAGGGUGUAAAAAGAUGUUUUGCACCUUCUGCUUGCCAUGCAAGCAGUCUUAAUACCAUCAGGGAAGGAACAAAUAUUUCUCUCUGCUGUUUUAUGAUACACUUUAUCUUGGUGUGUUCGUGUGUGGUAGAGUGAGGCUUCGACUUCAGUCCCAAUUAAGAUGUUAAGAUGGGCAUUUUGACUGUGAGUGAUGAAUUUUUAAGCAGUGCAGAUAAAGCAUCCCCAUUCAAACUAAAAUAUUGUAAAAGUUGUAACAAAAAAUUAAAUCCAAUGACAGUUUAUUUGGCUGACCAGAGCUGUACUGUUUGGUAACCUACAUGGCCCAGGUUGGCAAGGAAAAAAGGACUACAUGACAGUGGAAUCUUUAAAAAUGAUUGGGAACAUACACCAAACACCAUCACAUUCAAAUGUUACUGCCUGUGUGUGGUGCUUCUUGAACAAAUCAUUUAUGAACAAUCUGAAGUUUAGGUGAUAUUCAGCUACCACAGUAUUUUGAGAUAAGGUAUUGUAAGUGUGCAUAGUUACCAUUGUUAACUAAAGAUGAUAAUUACUUGAAGAACAAACUUUGGUGUACUAGUUUUUUGUGAAUUUUUAGAGAUACUGUUGAAAAAAUAUAUAUGUAUAUAUAAAAAAGGUUAAGCCUUUUGCUUCUGUUUCUGUAUAUGAUACAGAACAUGUGAUUCAUUCAUUUUGAACACAAAAAGUAUAUUUAGAAAAAUUUCUUUUAUUUAUAUUUUUUCUGUAUGUUAAGUUUUUAAGCAUCCCAGCUGUUGUAAAGUUUUCAUAUUUUUUCUAAGUAUAUGCAUGUUAUUUUUAACCCAAAAAUGGUUUGACAAUUUUAUUCUAAUGCAUGUGUUAUUAAGUUUUCUUUUUUUUUUCUCAUUUCUUUUUUCUUUCAUAUCCCCCCCUCCUAUGUAUAUUGUUCUCUGUGUCAUCAACAAGUUCACUUCUCAUUGGGACCAGAAUGUAUUACAGAGAGUUUCUUUGUUUGACAGUGUUACUUUUUUUUUUUUUUUUUACUUCAGAAGAAUAAACAAAUAACUUGUUCUGACAAUGCUUAAUCGGCAAGAACCAUAGCCCUGGAUAUCUUUGUUUUGUUUGUUUUUCAUUCCCUGGAUGAUAUGGAUAAUGUAAUGCCAGUUACAUAACCAAUUUGUUAAGGAUAUUUCUAAGUCAUUCAAGAUGAACCCAUUUACUUUUGUAUAAAGACUAAAAUGUUUUUAGUACAUUUUUGUUUACCAAAGAACACAAUGUAACAAACAUUUUUUUUUUUUUAGAUGUAGUUGCAUACUCAUAUUACAGUUUCUUUUCUUAAUUAAUAUUCAAAGGCUCCGUAUGUGUCAUUUAUACUGCAAUAUUAUACAGUAUAUAAUAAGCUAAAAUUACAAAUUGUUACUGUUAUUGCAAUAUAUAAAUGUCCUGAAAGACACAAAUAAAAAAUGCAAGAAAAUAUACAGAAACAUAGUUAUACAAAUAUAUAGCUUUCGUACUUGUUCAAUGAAGUCGUAGACAUUUGUAAAUACCAUACAACCAUUGCAAAAUAGCUAUGUACUAUAGAGACCAUACAUAAUAGACAAGUCUUUUACCAUGCUUGAAUGUUAUCACUAAUAUGGUCUGUAAGCUCCUUAAUGACCACUCUCUUUUUGCUAACUUAUCUGACUGAAGAGACAUUUUAUACAGAAUGGAGCUGUUUUGCCAUUGUUGUGUAGGUGUGACUACGACUGCGACAGUUCUGACGUUGACUUCAUUUCCCAAACUUUUUUUUAUAUAUAGCAAAAGAACCCAAAGUAAGGUUCUGUCGCUCAUGUAACUAAAACGUUUAUUUUCAUUUCCCCCUUUUAAAAAAGGGUAUUAAAAAAAA
Penaeus monodon (black tiger shrimp) is the source of this 3970-nucleotide messenger RNA. RefSeq lists its product as uncharacterized. The record is from RefSeq and is a predicted model, not a curated record. The transcript is spliced from 5 exons. NCBI's taxonomy places the organism in Eukaryota, Metazoa, Arthropoda, Malacostraca, Decapoda, Penaeidae. Bases 1 to 1386 code for a protein of 461 amino acids.